Messenger RNA from Scomber scombrus (Atlantic mackerel), 1870 nucleotides. Its product is annotated as zinc finger protein 239-like. The coding region runs from base 97 to 993 and encodes 298 amino acids. Gene Ontology annotation, biological process: regulation of transcription by RNA polymerase II. The transcript is spliced from 2 exons. The record is from RefSeq and is a predicted model, not a curated record. Gene Ontology annotation, molecular function: RNA polymerase II cis-regulatory region sequence-specific DNA binding; DNA-binding transcription factor activity, RNA polymerase II-specific. Lineage: Eukaryota; Metazoa; Chordata; Actinopteri; Scombriformes; Scombridae.
CAACACAUGAGUCAGUCACGUUAGUUGCUCUGUGUCCUGUAGUUGAAGAAGUCUCUCAGCAGGAGAUUGGGAAAUAUUACCCGUAGUUCAUCAACAAUGUCUUCAUUUCAGCAUUUGAGAGAGUUAAUGAACGAGAGACUAACUGCUGCUGCUGAAGAAAUAUUCAGAGUUUUUCACAAAACUAUCAUCGAGUAUGAAGAAGAGAUCGACCGUCAGCGCAGACUUCUGGAUAUCGUUUCGAAACCUGAAAUAAAGCUACACAGAGCAGAGCUCCCACAGCAACAUGUCUGUAAGGAGGAGGAGGUUCUCGCUGAUGAGCAGCUCUGCAACCAGGAAAGGAACUCUAGUUUAGACCAAGAGGACCCAGAGCCUCCACAGAUUAAAGAGGAAAAGGAGGAGCUCUACACCAAUCUGGAGAUAGAACAGCUGGUGCUGAAGCAGGAGACUGAAACCUUUAUGUCAACUGAUACUUGUGAGGAGAGGGAUUGGCAUUUUGUCAGCUUGUCAGUUAAAAGCUCUGAAGUACCAGAAACAACCAGUGAUGACCAGCUCCUCUCUCAUGACUCUCAUGUAACUGAGAACGAAGAUCACAAAGGAGGCAAACGAGACUCAGGAUCUACUAGAAAUACAGAGACAAAACCACAGAAGGGACAUUAUAAAACUAAAAGUCAUGGUAACAAUUUACGUAGCCCUACCACAUCAAAGAUUCAGCUGGAUACUGAAACAAGUAAAAAUGUUUUGAAGUGUGGCGCUUGUGGUAAAGCUUUUAAGUAUAUUUCCUGGUUGAAUAUACACGAGAGAACCCACACAGGUGAGAAGCCGUACCCAUGUGACACUUGUGGGAAAAGAUUUUCUCAACAGAUAGUUUUGAAAGUGCAUAUGAGAGUCCACACAGGUGAGAAGCCGUACCCAUGUAACGCCUGUGAGAAAAGUUUCUCUCGGCUGGGCUCAUUAAAAUCGCAUAUAAGAGUUCACACAAGUGAGAAGCCGUAGCCAUAUAACAGUUGUGGGAAAAGAUUUGCUAACCUGGGCCACUUAAAGGUGCAUAUGAGAGUCCACACAGGUUAGAAGCUGUACAAUUGCAAAUAAAAGUCUUUUUCUCUGGAGUUAUUCUGUGGACAGAGGACGACCGGAGUGGUUGCAAGCCAAGCUUCUACUAAUGUUUGGUGAGCAUGUUUCUCUGAUAAUGUUAGAUCCGGAUGUCUGAUGAUUAAUAUCUUUCAUCCCGUUAAAAGAUAUAGUUAAAAACAAGUAAAAUGUAUAUUCUUAAAUGUGGAUUAAAACUAGAUAAAAAAGUCAAUUUAUAACAGUUUCUAUUGGACAGCACAAAUGCAUGUACAAAGGGUUCAAUCAAUCAAUCAUAUAUAUUUAUAGCGCCAAUUCACAACAAAAGUCAUCUCAAGGUACUUUCCACAUAGAGUAGGUCAAGACCAUACUCUUUGUAUGGUUCAUGAUGCCUGAUAGGUGAUCAAAUGAAAUGAACCAUUAUCUUCAUUAAAAUUGUGGAUUUCUCUGGAUUUUUUAACAGUGUGGGAAGCAUUUGGGGUGAUUUUGGGCCUUUAAGUUUUUUAUACUGUCAACUAGAGUCUCUUUGUCUGAAGCAAUUUUAUUGUAUUUUUCUUCUUGUGAUAAGGCAGGAUAAAAUGUUAAUUAUUUACUGCUUUAGUGAUGACACUAAUUUGUUGAUAUACUACAUGGUGGUGUUUGCAGGUCGCUCUCUUAAGUUUUUAUUUAUUUCAUGUUUAUUUUCGAUUUUAUACUUGAGAUCAAAUGUUUGUUGUUUGUUUCUGUAGAGAUGACACACAUUGUAGUUGAUGUACUACAUGGUGACAUCAACACAUUUUAUUGACAAUAAAAUAUGUUUUCAAGA